CUCUCUUUAAACUGUUUGUUUAUUAAUGUGUCUUUAAGUCAGUUUUCGCAGUUCAAUUUCAAAUCAGUGUGUAGUGUGACUUCUCACUGGAGAGAAGUGAGGAAAAGAGAAGAGAAGCUUUAAAAAAUAUUCCAUUUUGUUCAUCAAAUAACAUUUUAUCAAUUAGCGGAUUCGAAAAUUUAAUUAUCGCAUUUAGUCAUGAAGAUUUUAGUGAUAUUAGGUCUUGCGGCCAUUGUUAGUGCACAGAAUGAUCCAUCAGUAGGAGGUUUGUUCUCAACACCAAAGCCUUAUGUUGAUCCUGAUGAAUAUGUUCAACCAGAAAAUAAACAAGAUCAAUUUGACUGGAAAUUAACAAAGGAAGUACUUAAAGCACAAACAGGUAAUGUCUUAAUUUCACCGUUAUCUGCAAAAAUUCUUCUUACAUUGCUCGCCGAAGCAGCAGGACAGACAGUUGAAUCAAAAACAAGAAGGGAAUUAGAACAAGUUUUGCCAUACAACAGGAAUCUUUAUGAUGCUAAGGAAUACUUUAAGAAGGUUUUGGCAUCAAUCGGUACUCUCAAUGAUGCUUAUCGCGUCAAUUUUGCCACCAGAAUCUUCGUUGAUGGAAUUGUUAACAUUAAUCAGAGAUUCAGUUCCAUUGCUGAACACAAUUAUAAUGCCGACGUAACUAAUUUAGAAUUCAAUGAUGCUCGUAAUUCAGCAAAAACGAUCAAUGACUGGGUUAAGGAUGUAACAAGAGGAAAUAUUAAGGAUUUAGUAUCAGAAGAUGCAAUCCAAAAAUCAAUUCUCGUCCUCAUCAAUGCUCUCUACUUUGAAGGCACAUGGAGAUUCCCAUUCAAUAAGACAAUCUCAAGAGAUUUCUUCACAGCACCAGGAAGGAAGACAAAUAAGAAAUUCAUGGAACAGACAUCAAACUUUUAUUACUUCUACUCACGUCAUUUGAAUGCUAAGAUCCUUAGAAUGCCAUAUGAAGGACGUAGAUUCUCAAUGUUCAUUGUAUUACCAUCAGAAGUUGACGGAGUUGAUGCUGUUGUUGAAAAACUUGAAUCAAAUGCUCUUAAGAAUGAAGUCUGGCAUAUGGAUGAGCUUGAAACUCAUGUUGUUAUCCCUAAAUUCAAGUUUGACACAUCUGUUAAUUUGAAUGACAUCACAAAAGCUCUUGGAAUCUCAGAAAUCUUCGAAAACUCAGCCACUUUCCCAUUAUUAGCCAGAGGAGGUAAUUCAGAAGGAAAAUUGAAGGUUUCAAACAUUAUCCAAAAAUCAGGAAUAUCAGUUGAUGAAAAAGGAACAAUUGCAUAUGCAGCAACAGAAAUCGAACUCGUCAAUAAAUUCGGUGGUGAGCCAAAAGAAUUCAUCGCAGAUCAUCCAUUCGUGUUCUACAUCGAAGAUGAUGUUACCGGUGCAAAGUUAUUCUCUGGUCGUGUAUCAAACCCAGACUAUUAAGUAUAACAAGAGAAGUUUUCCAUCAUAAAAGUAAAAGUUUCUUUUGUAUAAUGACUAAAGUUUUUUUAAUAGCAUUUUCUAAUUGAAAUAGAAGUACUUGUCUUUAUUUUAUGACUUAAAAUUGAAAUAAAACGAUUUUUUAU
Molecule: messenger RNA, 1586 nt
Organism: Chironomus riparius
Lineage: Eukaryota; Metazoa; Arthropoda; Insecta; Diptera; Chironomidae
Source: the annotation of a GenBank genome assembly